This is a messenger RNA of Phycodurus eques (leafy seadragon), 1349 nucleotides long. It is a transcript of the gene lmo2, whose product is annotated as LIM domain only 2 (rhombotin-like 1). Gene Ontology annotation, cellular component: nucleus. The coding region runs from base 361 to 843 and encodes 160 amino acids. Gene Ontology annotation, biological process: positive regulation of transcription by RNA polymerase II. The record is from RefSeq and is a predicted model, not a curated record. Gene Ontology annotation, molecular function: transcription coactivator activity; DNA-binding transcription factor binding. NCBI's taxonomy places the organism in Eukaryota, Metazoa, Chordata, Actinopteri, Syngnathiformes, Syngnathidae. The transcript has 3 exons.
GUGAGCAGGAAGAGGCAGAUUUGCUGCUGGGCUUUGGGGGGGGGGGGGAUGCUUAUGUGCGUUGUAUGCCGCCCACCUCGUAUUUAAACACGAUGCUUCUUUCUGGACGAGGGACGUUCGCGGAGAUCCAUCCGAGGAGCUGGACCUUGUGGCUCGUGGAGCCGCGCGGCGACAUGCUUGAUGAUGCCCCUGCAGGAAACGAUGACGGCGUUCGACACCGUCGCUUCUCUGCCGCCGUCUAACAGCAUCUAAAACACACACGCACGCACGUCCAGGAGGCUGUAGUCGAGGUUUUCGGACGUUGGGGAGCAGGUGCUGCAACCACCGGAUCCGGAUCCAGAUCCAGUCAUUUGUGGAGGAAUGUCGUCCACCAUCGAGAGGAAAACGCUGGAAGCCAACGAGGAGCCAGUGGACGAGGUCCUGCAGAUGCCUCCUUCUCUGCUGACAUGCGGCGGCUGCCAUCAGAGCAUUGGCGACCGCUUUUUCCUGAAGGCCAUCGAGCAGUACUGGCACGAGGACUGCCUCAGCUGCGACCUGUGUGGCUGUCGCCUCGGGGAGGUUGGCCGCCGCCUCUACUAUAAGCUGGGAAGGAAAUUGUGUCGCAGAGACUACUUAAGGCUUUUCGGUCAGGACGGCCUCUGCGCAUCCUGCGAGAAGAGGAUCCGAGCGUUCGAGAUGACCAUGCGUGUGCGGGACAAAGUCUAUCACCUGGAAUGCUUCAAGUGCGCCGCUUGCCAGAAGCACUUCUGCGUCGGCGACCGCUACCUGCUCAUCAACUCAGACAUUGUUUGCGAGCAAGACAUCUUCGAGUGGACCAAACUCAACAAUAACAGUAUGGUAUAGAACCACAUGCCGCAUCUUGUGUCUCCUGGACCUUUUUAGGUCUGGUUUCAGAGAGGAACAAUCAGUAAUACACAGUCAAAAGCUUGGAACUGCCUCGGCGCUUCAGGUGCAAACGGUGUUGGGUAAAAGAGGAGGAAGCUGAAAAUCUCGUUUGCUGGAAGCUCAUAAUAUCUGGACUGUGACAGGCAGCUCUUUAUCUCAGGCCUCAGAAAUGCAAAACAAUCAGGAUUAACAUACAAUAACAGGUAUCGGUUAACCUUACUGGACUUGUCAACUAGCGCAAGAUUACAGCAACUUUCUAAUGGUGGAAUAAACUAACCAGCUAAACAUCGUUUUAUUUCUGUCUUUACCAUGUUUGCACAAAAUGCCAUUCAAGUUUCGAUUUUUUUUUUUUUUUUUUUUUUUCCCUCCCUUCUACAUCAUGACAAAAAUAAAGUUCCUAAAUAUUUACAUCCAACACAAGUAUUAUAUUAAAGGAUAUGACGAGAAUUGUUGUAUUUUUUUUU